This is a messenger RNA of Carassius auratus (goldfish), 3807 nucleotides long. Its product is annotated as poly [ADP-ribose] polymerase 2-like. Gene Ontology annotation, biological process: double-strand break repair; protein poly-ADP-ribosylation. The transcript has 18 exons. The record is from RefSeq and is a predicted model, not a curated record. Gene Ontology annotation, cellular component: nucleolus. Bases 99 to 2069 code for a protein of 656 amino acids. NCBI's taxonomy places the organism in Eukaryota, Metazoa, Chordata, Actinopteri, Cypriniformes, Cyprinidae. Gene Ontology annotation, molecular function: zinc ion binding; NAD+ poly-ADP-ribosyltransferase activity.
CUCAAAGCUCAGUUCGGUCCUAGACAACAGGUCCGCGCGUCAUUCGUCUUUUCGCGUCAUUCACAACACUGAAGUAGAGCUCUUAAAUCUUUAGUUUUAUGGAAAGGAUGCGACGAACAAGGAGUUGCCGGGGCAAGCCUGGGACAGAUCCAGACAGUGAAGCCUCAGAGGCGAAGACAAUUUGGCAGUGGAAGGGGGAUGAUGGAAAGUGGGAACCAUAUCCUCCAGAAGUCUGUGUCCAGCUGGAUACAGCGAAGCAGGCCGGUGAAACGUUGGUGUCACUGGUGCUCGGAUCUGGUUAUGAAGUGGAUCUUGUGAAAAUGACUCAGACCAAUACAGUCACCAAGUACAAACGAAAAAUACGCCUUCAGAAAGUGAAGUCAGAAGAUCCAAAGAUAGGGAAAGAUUUUAAUGGCAAAAAGGGAGCUGCAGGCGUUGUUCAGAUAAAAGAAGAGAAAGAGGACGAAGAGGAGCAACCAGUUUCCAAGAAGAGACGCAAUGAAGGGAGGAAUCAAAGUCAGAGAGCAGAAAAAGCCAAGCCCAUUGUAAAAAACGAAAGUGAAGGAGAGGUUGUGAAGACAGUGCUUAUGAAAGGCAAAGCCCCAGUUGAUCCAGAAUGCAAGGCUAAGAUUGGAAAGGCCCACAUCUACAGUGAGGGGGCUGAUGUAUAUGAUGUCCUGCUGAAUCAGACUAAUCUUCAGUUCAACAACAAUAAAUAUUACCUGAUUCAGCUGCUUCAGGACGAUAAUGCCAAAGCCUACAGUGUGUGGAUGAGGUGGGGACGAGUGGGUAAAGUAGGACAGAACAGCUUGGUUAACUGUGGAGGGAAUCUUGCUCAAGCCAAAGACACCUUCAAAAAGAAAUUCUUCGACAAGACUAACAAUGAGUGGGAGCAUCGAGCUAAUUUCGAGAAAGUUACAGGGAAAUAUGACAUGGUAUUUGUAGACUACAGCACUGAAGACAAGGAUAAGGACAAGGCUGUGGUAUCCUCUCCUCCUCAUAUAAAGCCCUGCCAACUGAACAGCAAGGUCCAGUCUCUCCUAGAGCUUAUAUGUGACCUCAAAGCCAUGGAAGAGUGUGUGCUAGAAAUGAAGUUUGACACCAAAAAAGCCCCACUCGGAAAAUUAACAACAGAUCAAAUUCGAGCUGGCUAUGCCUCAUUGAAGAAGAUAGAGGAGUGUUUAAAGAAAAAGAAUAGCAAUAAGGAACUCUUGGAUGCAUGCAACCAGUUUUACACUCGUAUCCCCCAUGACUUUGGGUUACGGACACCCCCCAUAAUACGCACAGAGGAAGAGCUAAAGGAGAAAAUCGCUUUGCUUGAGACUCUAAGUGACAUCCAGAUAGCAGUGAAAAUGGUUCAGUCUAGUGUUCAGAACGAUGAGCAUCCUUUGGACAGACAGUAUCGCUCUUUACAGUGCCAAAUGCAGCCACUGGAUUCUAGCAGCCAUGAAUACAAGGUUAUAGACAAAUAUCUUCAGUCUACUCAUGCACCCACCCAUACUGAUUACACAAUGACCAUUUUGGACAUCUUUGCUCUGGAAAGAGAGGGCGAGAAGGACAACUUCUGCUCUGAGCUGGAAAACAAAAUGCUCCUGUGGCAUGGUUCUCGUGUGUCAAACUGGGUGGGGAUCCUAAGUCAGGGGCUGCAAGUGGCCCCUCCAGAGGCUCCUGUGACCGGAUACAUGUUUGGUAAGGGGAUCUAUUUUGCAGACAUGUCAUCUAAAAGUGCCAAUUACUGCUUUGCCAAUCAGAAGAACAACCAAGGGCUCCUGUUGCUGAGCGAGGUUGCCCUCGGGAAUAGUAAUGAACUUGUGGAUGCAGAUUACAGUGCAGACCAACUGCCUUGUGGGAAACAUAGCACAAAAGGCCUGGGGCAGACUGCGCCCGACCCAAACAACUAUGUUGCAUUGGAUGGUGUGACCAUACCCAUGGGGCCCUCAGUGAAGACCGGGGUGGGCCAGAAGGGAGGUUACACUCUCCUUUAUAACGAGUACAUUGUUUAUAACCCUGCUCAGAUACGGAUGAAGUACCUCCUUCGAGUUCAGUUUAAUUUCUCUUCGCUCUGGUGAGGCAGAGGGGAUCCUUUCCAUUUAGAACAGUUUUUAGAGUCUGAGGUGAAGGACCUACACUAUAUUUACACAGUAUGUAACUAAAUGAAAUAGAGACUCAAGCAUAUUGCUGUCAACAGAAGUGCAUUUAAUUUAGAUAAUAAGUGGAUUACAGUGAAUCAAUUAACUAUUUGUUGCCUGUACAUUUAUGCAACAAAUUUGAUGUGGAAAUACUGGGUCUUGUAGCAAGUAAUAUUGCAACAGAUGUUAUCACUGUUUGUGGAGUUCACUUCAUAGAUGUUAGAUUAACAAGUGAACAGAUCUAAAUGUUUGCAUGAAUGAAUGCAUUUGUUUUAGACAGGCUAUCGUUGGUUUUAUAUCCUCGGACUAACUUGGUAACAUGUCUACAUUUUUGUAAACACUUACCAGUUUUCAAAAAGGUUCAUAUGAAUCCAACACGCAGAAAAAAAAACCCAGGCUGGUCUAGAAAAACUGGUACAGUUAGUACCAGUACAGCUUUUAAAUAUGUGGUUUAUUUUAAGAUCCACUGCGGCUGUUUUGCGAACACAAUGAGAAACCAGACUUCUUUCUUCCCAAUGGAAAGCAUAUUCACACUGUCUGAAUCGUUCCAUAUCCCCAUAUAGUGUACUACAUGCCAUUCAGCAUACAGAAAAUACUAAUUAUGUGAAUGAAGUGACCUAUUUAAGCAGCAGUUUCAGCAUCUAUUUAUAAUGUAGGGGACUGGACUCUUCAGAUUCUAGAGAGCAUUUAAUUGGAACGAAUGUUUGACGAGUUGCUUAAGUGCAGGGUGAUGUCAUCAAAAUCAUUGAUCCAUAUCAGGGGAAGUUAGAGACUGUAAGUUUUGAAUGCUUAUAUCUUCUAAAUGCUAAUUUUGUCAUUGUUUUGAAGCGCACGAUAUGAUUAUCUGCAAAAAAAAAAAAAAGAAACUAAUAGCAAAUUUAAUUGCUGCAAUUUGUUUGUCUCAGUUCUCCUGGUGAAGAUUUCGUUGCAGAAUCUCGAGUCAAGCAUUUUUCCAGGAAUUGGGGGUGGUUUCAAAAUAAUGUGGACUGAUGGCUUCAAUAAAAGCAUAUACCUCUGAUUGAUGAAUGUUCAAAAUCAAUUCCCCUAUAGAGAAAAUUAAUCUGAUUUUCAUUUCUGGAACCUGACUCUAUUUUGCCACUCUAUUUUGAUAGAAAUGUUCAUCAUCUCCUAACUGUAGGUGACUUUUCUGGGUUGCAGUAAUGUUCAUUUAAUUCACAGCAUGAAGACAUAUUAGUACAAAGAGACUCACCAGUCCCAGCAGGUUCAAAGGAUGUGUGCGACUGAAUGCGGAGAACACAGCAAGACAUGUGCCCACCACUGCAAAGAUAAUGUAUGAACUGAGGUACCCCCAAAAGUUACCCUGAACUGCUGUCUUGACUGUCUUUGAGAUGGUGAACACACAGACUACAGUGAACGCGAUGAGUAACUGAAAUUGUUACCACACUGAACACCUGCAUGGGUGGAAAGAGAGAUGGAAACAACAAUGAAGACCAGCACUCAUUGCAAUUAUGAUGACUUUCUGAUAAAUGCUUUCCGAACGGUAUCAUCAAUCAAAUGACGACACAAUCAUCUGAUGUUCCUCAGGUGGAAAUACAGCUAUGUUAAAGAAGAAAGAUACGAUUGUGAUGACAUUCAAGUCAAUAUAUGGUUAUUUCUCAAACAUUGCUCAGAUUGUUUUGUCUUUAUUAAGUAAAUGUUACAUGGAUCUUGCAAACAG